Messenger RNA from Loa loa (African eye worm), 167 nucleotides. RefSeq lists its product as hypothetical. The record is from RefSeq and is a predicted model, not a curated record. The transcript has a single exon. NCBI's taxonomy places the organism in Eukaryota, Metazoa, Nematoda, Chromadorea, Rhabditida, Onchocercidae. The annotation marks the transcript as partial.
GAAAUAAAACACCCUGGUAUUUAUCAUCAGUUUCGGGUUCAGGUACAUUCACAAAUUAUGAUAAUAAUGAUUGGAAGCCAUAUCAGAUAAUAGAUCAUGAGGUGACACCAAAUCGACAAAUUACAACAUACAAUCAAAAUAGCGCACCACAACAACUAUUGGUAUAA